AACACGGCCACGAUUCAUCUCAUUAAUAUUUGGUGGCUAACGGACGCCACGAUCAUAUCCAAUAGAUCUACAAACCGCCUGAAGUGUGCAAAAAGAUCCUUUUUCUCCCAUUCCAUACUGGCCGCUAGGAGCAUGAUUCCGCCCACGGGUAAAAUCGACCGAUUAUUGGUCGAAUUGCGACCACGCUUGCAGUGUGCAAACUUUUUCAUUUCUUUUCCUCGCAAAUUUGCUGACAUCGAAUCGACGACCAUCGAGCUGGCGACCGAUCGGAUAACGAUCGUGAUGAAGGGCGAACGGGAGCGGUACGAGAUAAGUACGGGCGAUUUUUUUCAACUCCACACACAAACGCUUAGCUCGCUUGUUAUAAAAAAUCGCUACCUUUGCUUCCGGGUUAACACAAAUGAAGGCGUUUUCGAAGCGGAACGGUUGUCCACCCAGGUCUCGCAGGAAGGCACACAGGCUGAUGAACCGUUGAAGUUAAUGUGCAAUAUCGAAGCCCAUAAACCGUAUCGUCUGUUGUGCAGCAACUGUAGUGGGCCUUUAGUGCAAGAAACGGACAGUAGGAGUCCUGAUGUCGCGUUUAAACGUGUUCUGGAGCUGCCCUCGGAACAUCUAGAUACCGACGAUUGGUUCUGUCAUCGACACGAUCACGAAAACGAAGCAACAAAUGGUGGCGUUGUACAAAGCUCACCCUCCUCCAAACUGGAACCACAACCUGCCGAUCUUUUCUAUGGAUCAUUCUACGCUUUGUUGCACCGAUCGAUCCUGCACCGCGUACACAUCCGGAACGAACGGUUUGUGCACUGCAAGCGCUGUUUGCAGUUCCUCGGAACGACGCGUAAAAAUCAACCAUCCGUAAAGCUUUGGUACGAAAACAUUCGGUUCCAGCAAGGCGGAGAUCCGGAGCGUGUACCGAUUGCCCUUUUCCGUACGGACGAUCCGCUGGAACUGUUUCGCCUUCUCGUCCGCCGAACGGUGCGGGAGUUUAACUUCAUUACGCAUUUAGGAUUGCCGCCGACGAUCAAGUUGAUGUUUGAGUUGCGUCGUCCGGGACAGGAAGGAGACGUGUUUUAUCUGCUGAUGCAAAUCAUGGAUUGUCAGCUAAGCGUGUUUCGAGCGAAUCAAAAGCUGCCCGAUUCGGGAUCGUGCGAGUCCUGCUCGGAUGAUGUGGAUGAUGAUCAUCGCCGCCGGAAGGAGUGUGACGAAGGCCAAAGGUUGAAUCUGCCACCCCACGAAAAGGAUGAUGAUCGGACACUAGCGUACGGUGAAAAUGACGACGAAGAGGAUGAUGAUGUGUUCAUCGAUUGCCCGUACCGUAGGCAUAACAUCAAGCUGGAACGGUACCGCACGAUGAAGCUAAUGUAUCGGUACGAAAAGUACGAGGAGCAGCCACUGUUUACUUUCUGGCGUGAGGACAGCAACGUGGUCAACCUGGAGCUAUCGGAGCCAAUGUUUAGCGCAGCGAUACGGUACCUCGAUGCCAAUUCUAGUUACGUUCCGGAGUGUUACCGCAUCAAUCUCGGGUUUAGCAUGAGCUACUUGGAUAUUUCGUAAACAGGGUAACGUUUGUUGUGUAUGAAAAUAUUGAAAUGACUGUAUAGAGUGGAAAUAAAAAGUUUUUGAAUC
This is a messenger RNA of Anopheles nili, 1626 nucleotides long. RefSeq lists its product as uncharacterized. Gene Ontology annotation, cellular component: ubiquitin ligase complex; nucleus; cytosol. Bases 133 to 1554 code for a protein of 473 amino acids. The transcript has a single exon. Gene Ontology annotation, molecular function: ubiquitin protein ligase activity; cyclin binding; ubiquitin conjugating enzyme binding. NCBI's taxonomy places the organism in Eukaryota, Metazoa, Arthropoda, Insecta, Diptera, Culicidae. The record is from RefSeq and is a predicted model, not a curated record. Gene Ontology annotation, biological process: proteasome-mediated ubiquitin-dependent protein catabolic process; protein monoubiquitination; protein polyubiquitination.